AUGGCUAAUGAGUCGAGGCCCUGCCCAUGUGAUAUUGGAGACAGGUUUGACUAUGGAGGCCGUGGCCAGGAAGUGCAAGUUGAGCACAUCAAGGCCUACGUUUGCAAACCACCUGCCAGCACAGGCAAAGCUGUGAUUGUGAUUCAUGAUAUAUUUGGAUGGCAACUCCCCAACACCAGAUACAUGGCUGAUAUGCUGGCGGCUAAUGGAUACAUAGCCAUCUGCCCAGACUUUUUUGCAGAAAGAGAAGCUUGGAAACCUUCUGAUGACUGGUCCAAGUUUGGUGAUUGGCUGAAAACUCGAGAUGCCAGGAAAAUAAACAAAGAAUCUGAUGCUGUCCUGAAAUAUCUAAAGGAACAGUGUGGUGCAAACAGAUUAGGGGUCAUUGGUUUUUGCUGGGGUGGUGUUGGUGUACAUCACCUGAUGAUGACAUACCUGGAAUUGAAGGCUGGUGUAUCUCUCUAUGGACUAAUCAAGGAUUCUGAUGAUAUAUCCAGUCUCCUGAGCCCUACAUUUUUCAUUUUUGCUGAAAAAGAUGACUACAUUCCCCUUGAUCAAGUCACCCUGCUGGAGCAGAAGCUAAAGAGAAAUUGUAAAGUCGAUUUUGAAGUUAAAAUUUAUCCUGGACAAACCCAUGGUUUUGUACAUAGAAGAAGAGAAGAUAUCAAUCCUCAAGAUAAGCUUUAUAUUGAGGAAGGAAGAAAGGAUAUGAUCAACUGGCUGAAUAAAUACAUCUAA
Chaetura pelagica (chimney swift) is the source of this 738-nucleotide messenger RNA. RefSeq names its product carboxymethylenebutenolidase homolog. The transcript is spliced from 5 exons. Gene Ontology annotation, molecular function: hydrolase activity. NCBI's taxonomy places the organism in Eukaryota, Metazoa, Chordata, Aves, Apodiformes, Apodidae. Bases 1 to 738 code for a protein of 245 amino acids. The record is from RefSeq and is a predicted model, not a curated record.